AUGGGAGGGGGAGCCAUCACUCUGACGCCGGAAUUCGGCGAGACGAGCGUGGACGAUCUACGAAUGCCACGGUACGACACCGUGUUCAUCCACCCUUUGACACUCUUCCCAGCUCCAUCCCAGCUGCGGCGUCCCGCGUGCGACCCAAAAGAAGAGAGAGAAAAGGCCAACAACCUGCGCGGUAGAUCUUCUCGUGUCAUGUCACCCACCCCAAGAGCUAUGAUUAUCGCUGCUCUCGCUGCGCUCUUCCUGACCUUGCCCAUGUCCACCUUCCUCCUUCGCGCCGGCGCCAGCGCGGUUUCUGAUACAUUUUACAUGCUAAGCGAAGGCCCCUACCUCGAUGUCACGGACAUGCGCGAGGCCAUUCAAGAGGAGGGGGGGUGCUGA
Messenger RNA from Colletotrichum lupini, 387 nucleotides. RefSeq lists its product as uncharacterized. The coding region runs from base 1 to 387 and encodes 128 amino acids. Lineage: Eukaryota; Fungi; Ascomycota; Sordariomycetes; Glomerellales; Glomerellaceae. The record is from RefSeq and is a predicted model, not a curated record. The transcript has 2 exons.